UCUGAGUAAGUCUGUGACAUAUAUCGCGCGUCGGUCAUGUAGCCUGGUUUUCUAUCAAUUAUAAUAUGUGGUUAUUGUCAUUGUGAUUGCAUAUAAAUGCAUGAAUUAUUCAUCAAAUAACGCAACGAUUUCCGCAGAAUUUGCUGGUGACAUAAAUGCUGAUUUGUUAUUUGAAAGCUGACUUAAUGAAUUAUUGAAAAUGGCUGAUACACAAUCAAAUACAGAAAAGUCGGAGAAACAAGAUGAUCCUAUGAAGAACUAUGAGUUUGACGGACAAACUUAUAUCUAUACCGAUAAAGCAACAAAUAUUACCUACAGAUUUGAUCAGGAGAAUACUAAAUGGGUAGUAAAAGAAGAUAAUGUAAGCUCCGAUAACAAGGAAAGCUCUAAUAGAAAAGAGAAAAAAGAAAAUUCUGGUCCUGAAGUUAGUUCAGCUGGUACUUUUGGCUUUGAAAAUGAUACACAUACUUAUACAGAUCCAAAUGAUGGUAGCGUUUAUUUCUGGGAUAAGGAGAAAAGUGCUUGGUUUCCAAAAGUUGAUCAGGAUUUCAUGGCUAGAUAUCAAAUGAGCUAUGGUUUUGCGGAUACUAGUGCACCACAGUCAAAUCCAUCAGAGCCAAACCAGCCUACAUCCCUUCAGAAAGCCAAAGAAGAAAAGGAACAAAGAAGAACAGAAGCAAAGCGAAAAGCUCAGGAACCGCCGACUUGGUUUGAGGUCGAUGAAGCGCAUAAUACUGCUAUUUACGUAUCUGGCCUACCUCUGAACAUUACCAUGGAAGAGCUUACGGAACUCUUUACCAAGUGCGGCCUCAUAGCUAGAGACGAAAGAGGGAAAGAUAAAAUCAAGCUGUACAAAGACGUCAAUGGUGAACCAAAAGGAGAUGCUCUUUGUACUUAUAUCAAGGUCGAGUCGGUGGAUUUGGCCCUAAAAAUUUUGGACGGCUCGCAAAUCCGAGGAAAAACAUUAUCGGUCCAGAGAGCAAAGUUCCAAAUGAAGGGCGCAUAUGAUCCCGCGCUGAAACCAAAGCGGAAAAAAAAGGAUAAGGAGCGGCAGAAGAAGAUGCAAGAAAAAUUGUUUGACUGGCGACCAGAUCGCAUGCGGGGUGAACCGUUAAAGUGCGAAAGGGUCGUUAUAUUAAAGAACCUUUUCACACCGGAGGAUUUUGACAGGGAUGUCCAGCUGCUUCUAGAAUACCAGCAGGAUAUCCGAUCCGAAUGUCUCAAGUGCGGCGACGUCAGAAAAGUCAUCAUUUAUGACAGGCAUCCUGAAGGAGUAGCGCAAGUCACAUUCCGAGAACCAGCAGAAGCGCAAGCUUGCAUACAACUUCUGAACGGCCGUUGGUUCAGCCAGAGAAAGAUCUCAGCGGAGAUCUGGGAUGGCAAGACCAAAUACAAAAUUACAGAAACUGAUGCGGAGAUUGAAGCACGACUAACAAACUGGGACACAUACCUGGAGCAAGAAGAUGAGCAAAAGGAAGAAACAGAACGAGAAACAAAAAGCAGUAACAUAGAACAAAAAACAUCGCAAUGAGAAUGCAUUCCACGACCGAUAAAAUUGUAAUUAUAUUUUAACGGAUUCUAUUUUCCUUAUUUCCAAAAAUCCUCGUCGUCGUUUCGCACUGAAUGUUAAGCUCAGAGCUUUUUCUUUGAGCGUUUUAAUGAGAACGCGAUGAUUAAUCGAUUCUGUCAACGACGACGUGGUUGAGAUUAUAAGCUGCUCGUAAUCUUCGUCGUUGAAUCGGCGCUACUGUUGUAUUAGUCAUAUAUUGUUAGUCGUUGCAACAAUAAAGAUAUCUCUUCGGGUUA
Molecule: messenger RNA, 1806 nt
Organism: Camponotus floridanus (Florida carpenter ant)
Lineage: Eukaryota; Metazoa; Arthropoda; Insecta; Hymenoptera; Formicidae
Gene: barc
Product: HIV Tat-specific factor 1 homolog
Exons: 6
Coding region: 200-1531 (443 amino acids)
Biological process (GO): mRNA splicing, via spliceosome
Cellular component (GO): U2-type spliceosomal complex; U2 snRNP
Molecular function (GO): RNA binding
Source: RefSeq, a predicted model, not a curated record